GGAUUUCUACAAUUUCCCCGCUUUGGGAAAGAGCAGCUGAGCCAUUAGGAGCUUUCCCACUCCCUCUUUUUUGUGCAGGUGUCUGCAAGGAGGUGGCGAUGGUGGAGAAGCCACCGCCGGGUCUCCCGGUGACUUUUUACCAGGAGUCCCCGAAUGGCGUACUGGUUUCUGUUAUCAAAACCACCUCUGUCAAGCCGUUCUCCAGGGGCAGAGAUGGGGAGCUAGCACUCCCCCCGCCCGUCCUCAUCAGACCUGGCUUCAGCGACUUCAUGGUUUACCCCUGGCGCUGGGGAGAGAAUGCCCACAAUGUGACCUUUAGCCCGUGUGGCUCUGCCAUCCCUUCAUUCGUCCAGCAGCCCCGUGGGGGGCCAGCUAGAGCUUGCAGCGGGGAAGAAGAGGAGGCGAGUAGCAGCAGUAGCAGCCUCAAGGAUGGGAGAAGACGUGGCCGACCAAGAGCAGAAACAGUUCGUGACCUAAUAAAUGAAGGAGAGCAUUCUUCUAGCAGAAUACGCUGCAAUAUCUGCAACCGGGUGUUUCCACGAGAGAAAUCACUACAGGCACACAAACGAACUCAUACUGGUGAAAGACCUUAUUUGUGUGACUACCCAGACUGCGGGAAAGCCUUUGUUCAGAGUGGGCAACUCAAAACUCACCAGCGUCUUCACACAGGGGAAAAGCCUUUCAUCUGCUCAGAGAACGGGUGCGUAAUCAGAUUCACACAUGCAAACCGUCAUUGCCCCAAACACCCAUAUGCCCGGCUGAAGAGGGAAGAACUCACAGUCAGACUGAGUGAAAAACAGAAGGCUGACAAUAAAGCUGCAGCUGAGUGGCUAGCGAAAUACUGGGAGACUAGAGAACAGCAUGCUCCCACUUUGAAAAGUGAAACAAUCCAGAAAAUGGAUCAGGAACAGAAGGACCGGAUGGGAUUUCUUCAAUCUGAUGAAGAGGAUGAUGAAGAGAAAAAUAACGCUCAUUCAACAGCUCACCGCAGCCUCCAGGAGCAGCGUGAACACAUGCAUGGUGCAUUGGCUCUUAUUGAGCUUGCAAACCUAGCUGUGGCACCACUGUGACAGUAGCAUAGGAAUGGAGUCUGCCUUCAUGAAAUGGUGGUACUUGGUGGUUCUUAACCAGUUAGAUCCUGGGCAUAAUAUAAGCACCUUAUUUAUUUAUCAUAGGCUGCUGUUCUGUAGAAUUUAUAGUGAUUGCUGUUGCCCCAUAAUAUGGGGUGAUAGAGUUGCACUUUUUUGUAAGGUAAAAGACAAAUGUAAAGUUUAAGUAUCUUGUAAAUAUGGAACCACAUAAUGCAGGGUGGACAAACUUCAUGUUGUGAGAAGCUAGAAUUUUACAAAAUUAACUCAUUAUUUGAAACUUUUCACAGGAAGCACUUUCUGAGCACAGUUUGUGGUUAGCAGAAUGGU
Molecule: messenger RNA, 1418 nt
Organism: Neopsephotus bourkii (Bourke's parrot)
Lineage: Eukaryota; Metazoa; Chordata; Aves; Psittaciformes; Psittacidae
Product: zinc finger protein 367-like
Exons: 5
Coding region: 99-1070 (323 amino acids)
Biological process (GO): homophilic cell-cell adhesion
Cellular component (GO): nucleus; cell-cell junction
Molecular function (GO): ionotropic glutamate receptor binding
Source: RefSeq, a predicted model, not a curated record